GAGAACGUGACUAGGAUUAAGUUCGCUUCAACAUCCUUUUUUUCUUGUUUUAAUUGUCUUCAAUUUUUAAUGCGCUCUUACCGCGUUGGCAACGUUUAUACUCGAUUAACUAAGUAUAAUAAUCAUUGUGCUCGUGCCAAGUUAGCUGCUUUUCCAACGACUGACAGCCAUCCUCGAGAGUAAUUUACGAAACACUGGAAGACUAGAAAGAAGUUGCCAAAGAUGGCAUCUGACACUUUCAAUAACGAGCCGGCUCCAACAGCACCUGGUGCUGAAGAGACACCUGCCUACACGUUGUUUGUUACAAAUGUUCCAUCCGAGUUGGAAAAAGAUGGAGUCAAGGAUAUUUUUUCCGAGUUUGGGCAUGUAACUGGUUAUGUGUUGGUUAAAAAUAAAAACCAAGCGUUUAUUUCUUAUUCUUCUUAUACUGCUGCUGAACGAGCAAUUCACGAAUUACACCAGAAGUUGCCGUUGAAAAUGAACUUACAGUUUCAAGAUAAGAAAUUAAGAAGCCUUCAUAAGCCAGCUACCAUAGAUUUAUCUGGUCCUGUUCUAGAUCAUAGAUACAACUCGUACGAUGUUGACUUUAAAAACAUGAAGAAAUCCAUAAGUAUGGGUAAACCCAACUGCACGCCAAAUUUCCGUCCUGAUCAUCGCACGUCCGAUGAUGAUAUCCUGUACCCCUGUCCUGGCUCAAAUGAUCCUACAACAUUUAAUCCAUAUGAUGGUCCAGGGCCCUACUAUAACACAAACUUAAUGUAUACAAGGGGUAUAACUCGCAUAUCCAAGGACGGACAGAGGCAAGUUUCAUGUGGUAGAGGUUACACUUACUAUAAUCUUCCUGAACCACAUUAUAACAUCCCGGCUUGUCUCCAAAAAGUCUACGAAAAACGAGAAUAUGGACAUUACGAGUUUGCCUCGGAGGAUAUAGAUGAUGAAGCUGGAAAGUGUCAAGUUUGCUCUUCUCCCACAUCAUUUAGAUGUCAAAGAUGCUCUUUUACAUUUUAUUGUAACAGAACGUGUCAAAAAAAUGAUUGGCCGAAUCAUAAAUUAAACUGUCAACCACUUCCGCCCCUAGUCAGAAGAAUAUCUAACUUGACUAUAUCAGAAAAUGAUCUAACUAACGGGUUACCUGAACAAGUACCCCAAGACCAUAAACAGACUCCAACCGGAGAAAUCGUUCGAGCCUCGCCAAAAGUAUCUCAGUGUCAAGAGCCCACUGAAAACAAGGAAUCACCGCCUAUGCCAGCUCAACAAAACAAGCCAAGCACCGAGAGUCCAGCAGGAUCAGCAAAAAAUCACAACGGAAUUGCCAUCUUGCCUAAAGAUGAAACUAAGAAUGGCCCGAAUAGAUCUGAAUCUUUCCAGAGUAAUCGCAUUCACAAUAGUAACGAACAACAAACGUCGUUUAAUUCAUUGCGCCAGCAGAAGCAGGUCUCACCGAACCAUGAUCAACCACGUCAACAGCAGCAGUAUCAACAGAGAUCGCCGCAACAACAACAGCAAAGACCAGAACAACAGUAUCAAAAGUCUCCACAGAUACUUCAGCAGCAACAGCAGUCAAGACCUCAGCAACAACAGCGAACUCCUUAUCAGCAGCAAACUGACCCUAAUGCCAUGGUACAAAAAAUCAGCGACGAUGACAUAAGAUUCGAGGGAGCCAGUCAGUUUCUGCCAAGAGACAGGUUCGUCGACGUUAUCAUCACGAAUUAUAUUUCACGCGGCAUGUACUGGGUCCAGCGCGCUGAUCAUUUUGAAGACUUUAAAAAGUUCAAAGCCGUUUUGGCUAAAGCUGCCGAGCAAGCAAAAAUGGUCAAGCCCGAAGUAAACGUCAAUUGCGUGCUUCAGCACGAAGGCGAAUGGUACCGUGCCAAAAUAACGUCAAUCAGUGAUAACGUAUCAGAGGUUUUCUUGUAUGAUUACGGUAUAGUUGACCAAUUGGCAGUAUCUAAGGUCUUCCAUCAGACAUUCAGUGACUAUCCAUACUUUGCUCGUCGCAUCUGUCUCGUUGAUGCUGCUGACGAAAGCCUGAAGACACUUUCAACUGUUGGACAAUCUUUAUCUGUUCAAUCAGUGUCAGUGAUAGGAGACGGAAGUAUUGUUGUUCAAGCAAAGCCUGCUAAAGAGUUGAGCGAUUCGGUAUCAAACGGCACAGUUGAUAAUAGACCAGCUCCAACAGAGGACGAUAUUUUCCUGUCCAAAUUAACAAGUUUGCCAAACGUACUCGACGAACUUCAGGAAUCUCAGGAAGGUUGCAUAUUGAAACACGCUAAAAUCAGCCAGAAUGAGUACAAUGUCAGUUUCGUGCCUACUGAAAAUGAAGAGCAGUUUAAUAGUUUGGUCACAGUAUUAGCAGAAAGUUGUAUCAAGAUGUUACAAAAAAAUCCAAGCUUCAAGCCAAACGUUGGUGACUUCAUUUGUGGAGAAAACGAAUCAAAAGAAUGGUACAGAGGUAUUGUUUCAGCUGUGAAACCCAUCGUUAUGCUCGCUGUGAUUGACGAAUGUAGAUUCUUUGCACCGGUGAGGUACUGUCCACUGCCUGAAGGGUUUGAUAAACUUGUUAGCAUGGGCUUGGUCUGUCAACUAGAAUCCAACACCAUAAUGCCUGAUACAAUGGACGUAGGCAUGUUCAAAGUUCUCAAAAUUUCAAAGGAUUCUGUUAAAAUCUCGAUUGAAUCCCCGGAUGAUAGUAAUUUUAAAAUCGAAGCUCAGGUAAAAAAGUGGGUUCCCAUACCUGAACAGAAAGGUAUCCGAAUGCCCACAUUAGUCUCUGGUAACAAGAUUAUCAUGACGCAUUUCGUCAGUGCCAACAAAGCUUAUGUUAAAAUUGAUGAAAGUAGUGAAUUGGAGCGAUGUCACUUAUUGGAACAAGAAGUUUCAAAGUGCGCACGGAGUAAUCCUCAACCACUUACUGAAAAACCUGUUGUUGGGGAAAUGGUUUUGUCGUCCUUUGAGAGUGAUGGUAACUUUUAUCGAGCAGUUGUGACUAAAGUAGAUGGUGAUAGAAUUAUGGUGAAGUACAUUGAUUACGGAAAUGAUGAAGAGAGAGCGUUGAAGCACCUUUUCAAGCUAACCGAUUCAUUGAAAUCUCAAAAAGCGGGCUGUGCUAAGAUUACACUGAAAGGCAUCGACCCUAAUACUCCUUUAACGCCAGAAGCUUCAGAUUAUUAUCAGUCCCUCAUAGCAUCCCAGGCAUCUCUGAUAUGUACGUUUGAAGGUUAUCCAAUCAAAGAUGGAGUCAUCUUGAAAACUCAAAACCACGAGAUUGUUAACGAUGUAUGUAGAAGCGCUUUGGAACCUUCUUGGAAAUCAAAAAAACCUGAAAAUGAUCGCCAAGUCUACUCCUUAAAUAACUUGCCAGUCCUGAAAAUCGGUGAUGUCGGAGAUGAGUUGAAGGUUAUAGUUCUAAGUUAUUAUGAGAAAGCUGGCAAUAUUGUAGUAGCCCCAGACGAUGAAAAUGCUAUUGUAGCUAUUCAUGGUGAAAUGCUUGAAAGGAUUCAAGAAUACAUUGGAACAGUUAAAGGUCACUACAUACCGAGAGACGAGGAACUCUGUAUAGCUAUGUACUGUGACUGUUUUUACCGAGGACUGUGUAUAGAUUCUGUUUGCUCUCCAAAUGAAUCCACUAUCUUUUUCAUCGAUUAUGGUAAUACAGAAACUGUCAAACACACGGAUAUUCGUCAAAUCACACCUGAUUUCUUAACACUACCGGCUCUUGGAACUCUGUGCAACAUGGAAUCAACCAUGUUCCCAGAAAAGCUCUCAGAGGCAGCCAAGAAGGCAAUACCUGAUAUUUUGCCGCUCAAUGAAAAGGCCAUCGUAAAAAUUGUAGGAAUAGAUGAUGAUGGCUCUCCAAAUAUCGAAGUGCCUAUAGUUCGCUUAAAACUAACUGAAAUGAAAUUGAUUUAAAUUAAGUUAUUUAUUUAUUUUCUCUUCACGUUAAUGACUAAAAUUAAAUAUUUUACUUGAACAUUGUUAAAGGGCAAAAAGUUUUUUGCAAAAGCAGUUUUACUUCUUAUUUUCCAAUAUUGACGAAAGGUUUAUUUUACAAAAAAACAAAAAAGAUUCAAGUACGUUUUAGAUAAACAAAUCGUAAGAUGAUUCCGAAGUAUAGGUGCUUGAUUUCCAAGAGCAAAGACUUGUAUAUCAAACACUAGUUUUUUAAGCAUAUUUAAGCUUUAUUCUGGUUAAAUGCAGAACAAUUUUUGUAGUUUAUGCUAAUUUUAAAGCUGUAAGUCUUAACUUAGUUUUAAGAUUUUUGAAUUAUUUUUAUAAGUUCGUUUUUUAUACAUAAAUUGUA
Messenger RNA from Copidosoma floridanum, 4300 nucleotides. It is a transcript of the gene vret, whose product is annotated as vreteno. The record is from RefSeq and is a predicted model, not a curated record. Gene Ontology annotation, molecular function: RNA binding. Lineage: Eukaryota; Metazoa; Arthropoda; Insecta; Hymenoptera; Encyrtidae.